ACAGCAGGUGCCAUAGAGGUGCCCACUGGGGACCAUCCCACAGCAGGUGCCAUAGAGGUGCCCACUGGGGACCAUCCCACAGCAGGUGCCAUAGAGGUACCCACUGAGAACAGCCAUCACUCACACAGCAGGUGCCAUAGAGGUGCCCACUGGGGAUCAUCCCACAGCAGGUGCCAUAGAGGUGCCCACUGGGGACCAUCCCACCGCAGGUGCCAUAGAGGUGCCACCUGGGGACCAUCAUGCAGUAGGUGCCAUAGAGGUGCCCACUGGGACCAUCAUGCAGUAGGUGCCAUAGAGGUGCCCACUGGGACCAGUCAUCACUCACCCCGCAGGUGCGGUGGAGAUGCUUUGGGGGGCCAUCACAGGGGGCGCUUGGCCUGUGGAGCCUCCGCUGGGUCUGACCCAGUACAGGGCUGGGGUCCUCAGGGGCCACCUCCGCUGGGUCUGGCCUGGGCCCUUGGGGUCUUGCCUGCAGCCAGGCAGAGAGCCUUGAAGGAGACCUUGCCCUGCAGCCACGAGGCCGGUGUGAGAAAGGACAAGGACGGGAACUGGAGGGAGGCCAGUGGAGGCUCAGCAGGGAGAAGAACCUGGAGGCCAUCAGACCUCCUGGAGGGCAGUGGGCACCCCUUGGCCUCCACUGCAAGGCUGGUGCCCGGGGCCAGGCCCCUCUUCCCCCAGCUGAGGGGGCUUGGGACGGGACGGGCCAUGGUGGGCAGGGCCGCCUGUGGGUCCAGAGCAGCAGCGCCCCAUCGCGGCUCCCGGGGAGUCCCUGAUUUGCUUGUGGCUCACAGGCUCCCGCCCCACUUUCCACCAGCUGCGAGGGGGGGAGUCAUGUUGGAAGAAGUUGUGAGCCGAGAGCCCCAGUCCUUGAAGACGACAGCCCUGAGAGUGUUCCACCUCCCGCUGGCCUGGUGCCGCUCCCUGAUCCAGAUCAGGUUUUCUCCCGGCGUUAAGAAGCUGUUUGCAGUGACUGCGGUCAGUGCUGUGUCGAUCCUUUUUCUGGCCCAUCACUUUAAAAGAAGAAGGGGAAAGAAAAAAAGGAAAGGGUUGCCAUGGGAACCCGGGCAUCUUGCCCUGGAGUGUGCCAAAACAGCAGCAUCUGAAAAAGGUUCCAGCUGUUCCAGCAGCCGGCAGAACCUGACCCUGUCUCUGAGCUCGGCCAAGGACCGCGGCUCCCAGUCCGGGCUCUGCCCCAACGGGGGCCUCUUCAGCAAGUGCUCCGGCUCCGCCCAGAGCCUGGCCUCGGUCCAGAGCGCCAAUUCCUGCCAUAGCUGUGCUUGUGGCAACUCCAGCUCCUGGGACAAAACGGACGAAGAGGAUCUAAAGCUGGUCAACAUCCCCGUGACCACGCCCGAGAACUUGUACCUGAUGGGUAUGGAGCUGUUUGAGGAGGCCCUGCGGCGGUGGGAGCAGGCCCUGACCUUCCGCAGCCGACAGGCCGAGGAUGAAGCCGGCUGCGGUGCCAUCAAGCUGGGAGCGGGUGACGCCAUCGCCGAGGAGAGCGUCGAAGACAUCAUCAGCGCCGAGUUCAUCCACAAGCUGGAGUCGCUGCUGCAGAGGGCUUACCGCCUCCAGGAGGAGUUUGAGGCCACGCUGGGGGCCUCGGAUCCCAGCUCUCUCGCCGACAUUGAUAGAGACACGGACAUCACUGUGCGGGCAGACGACCUGGGCCUCCGAGACUCGCUGAGCAUCGCCUCCACUGACUCCUUCGUUUCAGUCGCGGAGCUCACAGACCACCGGGAGGGGCGGCCCCCGUACAGCCUGGACGCCCUCUGCCGCUGCCCCUUGUACGAAGAGGCCAUGCACCUGGUGGAAGAGGGGAAAAUCUACUCCAGGGUCCUCAGAACUGAGAUGUUGGAGUGCCUGGGAGACAGUGACUUUCUGGCCAAGUUGCACUGUAUCCGGCAGGCUUUCCAGGUCAUUCUUUCAGAAACGGCCAACAGGACGUUUCUGGCCGAGAGCGGCAGGAAGAUUCUGUCGGCUUUAAUCGUGAAGGCGCGAAAGAACCCAAAGAAAUUUGAAGAUGUUUUUGAUGAAAUGAUCUGUUUUUUAGAGCAGACAGACCACUGGGAGAGCACCGAGGGGGAGCUGGCCGCCAGGGGGGUGAAAAAUCUCAAUUUCUAUGAUAUUGUCCUGGAUUUCAUACUAAUGGAUUCCUUUGAAGACUUGGAAAACCCGCCCACCUCCAUCCAGAACGUGGUCAAUAAUCGCUGGCUGAACUCCUCCUUCAAAGAAACCGCGGUGGCGUCCAGCUGCUGGUCAGUGCUCAAGCAGAAGAGGCAGCAGAUGAAGAUUCCGGAUGGCUUCUUUGCCCACUUCUAUGCCAUUUGUGAACACGUCAGUCCUGUCUUAGCCUGGGGCUUUUUGGGCCCGAGAAACUCCCUGUAUGAUUUAUGUUACUUCUUCAAGGACCAAGUCCUCUACUUCCUCAAAGACAUCUUUGACCUGGAGAAGGUCCGCUACUCGAGCAUGGAGACCCUGGCCGAGGACCUGAUGCAGCUGCUGAUGCGUCGCACCGAGCUCCUGAUGGCGUACCUGGGCACCGAUGCCCUGAGGCACGCCAACAGCUGCGUCAGUAGCCACGGCCACACUGUGUCCAGCGGCCUGGUGGAAGCCAGAGUCCAGUGAGGGGGGAGUGCUUGUGGCUGGGCCAUGGGGUAGAAUCUCGAGGGAUGAAUGAUGGAUGGAUGGACACGGGCUGGACAUGCCUGGGAGAGGGCCGUCAUCCCAUCUCCGAAAUGUGCGUUCUCCACAGUUGCUCUUGUGAGUGAAGGCCGCCCUUGGUCCCUGGAGGCAGUUGGUCAAGCCCCCAGAGGACUCAUUCUCCAAAGCCUUGCCACAGCAUAUGGCAGCCAGGUCGCUGCUUCGGCCCCGGGGCCCCCAGCUUCCCUUUGGGGUCCGCCAUCAUCCAUCAGGUCUCGGUGACCACGCAUUUCACUUUGUUGAAAAGGCAUCUGUACAUAUCCGCUGUCCAGUGAUGCAGGAAGUAGGAAUGAUCACAGUUAGGCGGUAGCAAUGUGCUGUGUGUGUCUUAAUUGCCGAGGGGCCGUGGCUCCUCCCGAGUGUUGGCGGGCUCCAUGUCUGAGAUUUGGCCCUUGUAUGUCUCCCCAGGGGAUUUCUCGGGCUGUUUGCUCCCAAUUCUGUGUGUUACAAUCAAGAGGGCAAAGCCCCCCACCCCCCUUCCUCCUUUCUCUAGGGUUCAGGUCAGCCCUUCAUGAGCUCCUGGGAGUGUCAGGUUGAGAUGCUGGUGGGAUUGUGUGAUCCCACGCAGGAAACGCCUCCCACGCCCUAGCACAGGACGGCUUCUGAUAGGGUUCCUGUAGGGAAAAGACCGACUUCUGGCAGAUUUCUUUUUCAUGAUGGCUGUUUUCCUCCAAAUUUCACCCGCGAAUAUUUCCAGUCCAAGGAGAUUUGGUCUCUUUAGAAUCCUCGAGAUGGCUGCACAAACCCUACCCUUCCUCCUACUUGCUGCUUCUUUGACUCAGUUAGCAGUGCUGGGAGAUGGGCGGGAGGCCCCUCCAGGGAGGGCCCUGUUGUCCCCAUCCAGUUCUUUUUUGUUCACCAUAAGGUGUUCUCUGCUUAGGUGACCUAGAGUGGUUUUAAAGCAGCAUUUUAGAUGAAAGUGCCUGAUUUCUCCUCUUUGAGGUGUCAGUGUGAAGCGUGGAAAUCAGAAUCAUGGUUCUUGAGUGAGACGGCAGAGCACUGACAUAACGAGGAUGGCUUCUGGAACAGGACAGCGGGACAUGGCGAACACUGGCGCUGGCCUAGGCUCGUCCGGCAGACAAGACGCCAGCUUCGCUCAGUUCUAGCUCCAUCCUCUGUGCCAUGAAGUUUUACUUGAGUUUUAUUGUUCUUUAUGCUGGGGCAGAAGUGGGUUGUACUUUAUGAACAACAUUUUGAAAUGUGAUUUUAUUUCCAUAAUGAUGAUUAUUAUUAUCAUCUGUUUUAGAAACCAAACUGAGGGGGGUGGGGAGGGAUUUGUAUAUUAUUUUUCUGUUUGACAAGAUUUGUCUGAAAUCCCUUUGGAAAGGCUGCGCUAUUUAAUGUUGCCCCAGAAUACUUCAGGUUGAUUUUGUCGGCCGGCACCUACAUAUAUAUGUUCAAUGAAAGCAUAUUCACUAUGUUUUCUCCCUUUUUGAAUUUUUGCUCCAAAAAUGUACAAUUAUAUGCAAGGGUUUGGAUUGUUAUGCAAGCGGUCGGAUGAUUCCCUUCCACGUUUCAGUGUGGUUGCUGUGGAAGGAAGUUGGUAAGCCCACCAGCUGCCUUUCCCACCGGAGGUUUUCUGUGUGGCCUUUGAUUCAAGGGAUGAUAGCGACCAAAUAGAAUUUCAGGGAUUUCCAUGUGGAAGAGUGCUCUCCUUUAGGAAGAGAGCGCUCUCGGCCUGAUGUUGGGAAGGGCCAGCUUUCUGAAAAAGGAUGUUUACGAGAGCAAAGGAGCUCGAGGGUCAAGAGUAUAAGUGUUCAUUUGCCUUAAAACAGGAUUCUAGAGACAAAGAAGGCCUUUUAAAACGUUAGAAGAGCAGCUGUUAGUAGCCUGAUCUCGAAUCUCCGUGGGGUAAAAGCCCAUCUUCCAAACUCGUUUUUUUGGUGUCGAAUGCAGAGAAACCACGUGUGAUCUCCAUCAGACACUGAUUUUUGGGUCCUCGGAGGUUUUUUGGGGAGCAUUCUGGAUCAGACGAUGGCUUUUCUUUUUUUCUUCAGUUUUUAAAAAUGGAAGAAGUCAGUGUUGAGGUGGUUUCCCGGGCUGUCUCUCCAUUCCCCACCACUAGCCAUAUGUAUCCCCCACUGACUUGAAAGGCCAGUCCUUUCCUUCUUGGAGGAUAACAUUUUGCGUGUUACGUUUGUUAUCAAAGAAGGAAAGAAGGGAAUACAUCUAAAACUCAGCCAGCAAACUUCCCGGGUGAACAAUCUGCAUACGACUCCGAGGACCCGGCGGCUCUUCAGGCUUAGGCAGUAGGAAUGCCAAAGAGAGACUUGCGACUUCUCCCCAGCCUUUCAUGCUCCGAAGCCAAGGUUUGCAUGUACCCCCUCUGGCCUCGGACGAGGAUUCCAUACGAGCAGCAGGAGUGCAUCCCCAGGUGGGCCUUGGAGGCAGGAUCGGAAAAGGGGCUCCUUGGGCUCUGCUCUGACUAGGGUGGGACUGGCGACGAGUGCAUCUGGCGGUGACGAGUGCGUCCGGUGGCGACGAGUGUGUCCGGCAGUGACGAGUGCGUCCAGUGGUGAUGAUGUCUGUUUGUCCUGACGACCGGGGCCCGUUUGGUGUAGUAGCCGAGGCAGCCAGUGCCAGGAGGCAGGGCUUUUUCUUGCCUACACGUAACAGUACGACCAUAUAACGAUGAAAUGCCACUGAAUAGAACCGUGACGGAAACGGCGUGCCCCCCUCCUCCCCGUCCCUGGAAGAGCUGGGAAGGUGUUUGUUACUGCCAAAUAAAGGACUGAUGGUACCUCUUA
This is a messenger RNA of Sarcophilus harrisii (Tasmanian devil), 5450 nucleotides long. It is a transcript of the gene MIGA1, whose product is annotated as mitoguardin 1. The transcript is spliced from 15 exons. Gene Ontology annotation, biological process: mitochondrial fusion. The record is from RefSeq and is a predicted model, not a curated record. NCBI's taxonomy places the organism in Eukaryota, Metazoa, Chordata, Mammalia, Dasyuromorphia, Dasyuridae. The coding region runs from base 706 to 2628 and encodes 640 amino acids.